AUGGCGAGUUCUUCGGAUAGGGAUGCCAAUGGCGGAGGAAGAAGUCAGAGGUCGAGCUCGAGCUCGAGUUCGAGUACCGAGUCUAGCUCGUUUCUUUCUCGGAGCCAAACUUAUGCUCUGUUGAAGCAGCAAAUGGAAGUGGCGGCAAAAUCUGAGGACUAUGAAGAGGCUGCGAGGAUUCGCGACUUGUUGAAGUUAUUCGAAGAAGAGGAGUCGGUUUUGCGACUAAGAAGGUUGAUUAAGGAGGCAGUUGCAGAUGAAAGGUUCGAGGAUGCAGCUAACUAUCGCGAUGAGCUGAGAGAAAUUGCACCCCACUCUCUUUUGAAAUGCUCAAGUGAUGCAACAACCUUGGGAAUCAGGGUUCAAGUGAGGUGUGUGUAUAUUGAGGGUCAGAGUCAGCCUUCAAAGGGUCGCUAUUUCUUUGCAUACAGAAUACGAAUUACCAAUAACUCAGAACGCCCUGUCCAACUUCUUAGAAGACAUUGGAUUAUAACCGAUGCCCAUGGAAAAAUUGAGAAUGUCUGCUUCUAUUUUCAAGUUAAUCAAAUUCUCUACACCCUUUGA
Molecule: messenger RNA, 564 nt
Organism: Humulus lupulus (European hop)
Lineage: Eukaryota; Viridiplantae; Streptophyta; Magnoliopsida; Rosales; Cannabaceae
Exons: 5
Coding region: 1-564 (187 amino acids)
Molecular function (GO): protein binding
Source: RefSeq, a predicted model, not a curated record